Nannospalax galili (Upper Galilee mountains blind mole rat) is the source of this 4658-nucleotide messenger RNA. RefSeq names its product ubiquitin specific peptidase 19 (gene Usp19). Gene Ontology annotation, molecular function: cysteine-type deubiquitinase activity. The coding region runs from base 298 to 4380 and encodes 1360 amino acids. The record is from RefSeq and is a predicted model, not a curated record. The transcript has 27 exons. Gene Ontology annotation, biological process: protein deubiquitination. Lineage: Eukaryota; Metazoa; Chordata; Mammalia; Rodentia; Spalacidae.
GGCCGUAUCUAGAAGUCAAACAAAACAAGCCGCUUAGGCAGCGGUAGCGGUGCCGGGACAGGGGAGGGGCACGCCGGAACCGGAACCGACUUGACGCCGGAACCGGAAUCGAGAGAGGGUUGCCAGGGCCCGGAGAGGGCUGGUGGCGGCGGUCUCGCUCGGCUGUUGGUUCCUUGCUGAAGAAUUUGGCUACAAAGAGUUGCCAAGAUAGCUGGGCCAGGAAGAAAGCGCCGCACCCCUGACCCAGACACUGUUGCCGACCCUGGGGCACUCUGGCUGUCGAUCAAGCGGCUCAAGAUGUCUGGUGGGGCCAGUGCCACAGGGCCAAGGAGAGGGCCUCCAGGAUUGGAGGAGGCCACUAGCAAGAAGAAGCAGAAGGAUCGAGCAAACCAGGAGAGCAAAGAUGGAGAUCCUAGGAAAGGGUCAACAUCCACUCCUCAAGAGGAGCAGACCAAAGAGGAAUUGUUGCUUGAUUGGAGGCAGAGUGCAGACGAGGUGAUUGUCAAGCUGCGAGUAGGAGCAGGCCCUCUGCGACUAGAGGAGAUAGAUGCUGCUUUCACUGACACAGACUGUGUGGUGAAGCUUCCAGAUGGUCGGCAAUGGGGGGGUGUCUUCUUUGCUGAAAUAGAAAGUUCUUGUGCCAAAAUCCAGUCCCGAAAGGGUGGUCUUCAGUUGGCACUGCCCAAGAAGGUGCCUCUGCUCACAUGGCCCUCUCUCCUGAAGAAACCUCUAGGGACCCAAGAGCUCGUGCCAGGGUUGCGGUGCCAGGAGAAUGGGCAAGAGCUUUCUCUCAUUGCUCUGGAUUCAGGCCCUGAGCCCCGCAGGGCUAAACAAGAAGCCCGGAACCAGAAGCGGGCCCAGGGCCGUGGUGAGGUAGGCUCAGGGGCUGGCCCUGGGGCACAGGCAGGUCCCAGCGCCAAGAGGGCCGUCCACCUCUGCAGAGGGCCUGAAGUUGAAGGGUCCAGGGAUAGCCCUGGUCCCCAGGGUGAUGCCCCACCCUUCUUGGCUGACUCGGCCACCCAGGUUGAGGUUGAGGAACAGCUCCAUGUAUCACCACUGAACUCGCAAACCUGUCUCCUGGCCUCAGAGAAGAAUUUAGCCCUUUUGACAGGAGAGAAGACAGUAUCCCCCAGGAAUGACUCAAUUUCCCCAGCCAUGGUCCGGAACAGAGACCCUGGGAAAGAUGACCAUGUCAAAGAGGCAAUGGCAGUAGCAACAGAUGCUGUAACUUUGGUGGACGAACCUGAGUCCAUGGUGAACCUGGCAUUUGUCAAGAAUGAUUCAUAUGAGAAGGGGCCAGAUUCAGUGGUGGUACAUGUCUACGUGAAGGAGAUCCGUAGGGACACUUCUCGAGUGCUUUUCCGAGAGCAGGACUUCACACUUAUCUUCCAGACCAGGGACGGAAACUUCCUGAGGCUGCAUCCAGGCUGUGGGCCCCACACCAUCUUCCGUUGGCAGGUGAAGCUCAGGAACCUGAUUGAACCUGAGCAAUGUACCUUCUGUUUCACGGCCUCUCGAAUCGAUAUCUGCCUCCGGAAGAGGCAAAGUCAGCGCUGGGGGGGUCUGGAGGCCCCAGCUACACGAGGUGCAGUGGGUGGUGCAAAGGUUGCCGUGCCGACAGGUCCAACUCCUCUGGAUACAACCCCUCCGGGAGGUACCCCUCACCCCCUGACAGGACAGGAAGAAGCCAGGGCUGUGGAGAAGGAAAAACCCAAGGCUCGAUCCGAGGACACAGGACUGGAUAGUGUGGUGGCCCGUACCCCCUUGGAACAUGUAGCCCCAAAGCCAGAGCCACACUUGGCCUCGCCCAAACCUACGUGUAUGGUGCCUCCAAUGCCCCAUAGUCCGGUGAGUGGAGACAGUGUGGAGGAGGAGGAAGAGGAAGAGAAGAAAGUGUGUCUGCCAGGCUUUACUGGCCUUGUCAAUUUAGGCAACACCUGCUUCAUGAAUAGCGUCAUUCAGUCUCUGUCUAACACUCGGGAACUUCGUGACUUCUUCCAUGACCGAUCCUUUGAAGCGGAGAUCAAUUACAACAACCCAUUGGGGACUGGUGGACGUCUAGCCAUUGGCUUUGCUGUGCUGCUCCGGGCCCUGUGGAAGGGCACUCACCAUGCCUUUCAGCCUUCUAAGCUGAAGGCCAUUGUGGCUAGCAAAGCCAGCCAGUUCACAGGCUAUGCACAACAUGAUGCCCAGGAGUUCAUGGCUUUCCUGUUGGAUGGGCUUCAUGAGGACCUGAAUCGGAUCCAGAACAAGCCCUACACUGAGACUGUAGACUCAGAUGGGCGGCCUGAUGAGGUGGUGGCUGAGGAAGCAUGGCAGCGACACAAGAUGAGAAACGACUCUUUCAUUGUGGACCUGUUUCAGGGCCAGUACAAGUCAAAGCUGGUGUGCCCUGCAUGUGCCAAGGUCUCCAUCACUUUUGACCCAUUCCUUUAUCUGCCAGUGCCCUUGCCACAAAAGCAAAAGGUUCUCCCCAUCUUUUAUUUUGCCCGAGAGCCCCACAGCAAGCCCAUCAAGUUUCUGGUGAGUGUUAGCAAGGAGAACUCCAGCGCAAGUGAAGUUCUGGAUUCCCUCUCUCAGAGUGUCCACGUGAAGCCUGAGAACCUGCGCCUGGCUGAGGUAAUUAAGAAUCGCUUCCACCGUGUGUUCUUGCCUUCCCACUCACUGGACACUGUGUCCCCAUCUGACAUGCUCCUCUGCUUUGAGUUACUAUCCCCGGAGCUGGCUAAAGAGCGAGUAGUGGUGCUAGAGGUGCAACAGCGCCCCCAGGUACCCAGCAUCCCUAUCUCCAAGUGUGCAGCCUGUCAGCGGAAGCAGCAGUCAGAAGAUGAAAAACUGAGGCGCUGUACCCGUUGCUACCGUGUGGGCUACUGCAACCAGUUUUGCCAGAAAACCCACUGGCCUGACCACAAGGGCCUCUGCCGCCCUGAGAACAUUGGCUAUCCCUUCCUGGUCAGUGUACCUGCCUCACGCCUCACUUAUGCUCGUCUUGCUCAAUUACUAGAAGGUUAUGCCCGGUACUCUGUGAGCGUAUUCCAACCACCCUUCCAGCCCGGCCGUAUGGCCUUGGAGUCCCAGAGCCCUGGCUGUACCACAAUGCUUUCCACUAGCUCCCUGGAGGCUGGGGAUAGUGAGAGGGACCCCAUUCAGCCUUCUGAGCUCCAGUUGGUGACCCCUGUAGCUGAGGGGGAUACAGGAGCUCCCCGGGUGUGGGCAGCCCCUGAUAGGGGCCCUGUGCCUAGCACCAGUGGAAUUGCUUCUGAGAUGCUGGCCAGUGGGCCUAUUGAGGGUGGCUCCUUACCUGCCAGUGAGAGGGUGUCCCGGCCUGAAGCUGCUGUGCCUGGGUAUCAGCACCCAAGUGAAGCCAUGAAUGUCCACACACCCCAGUUUUUCAUAUAUAAAAUUGAUGCAUCAAACCGAGAGCAGCGACUUGAGGACAAAGGAGAUACCCCACUGGAGCUGGGUGAUGACUGUAGCCUAGCUCUGGUGUGGCGGAACAAUGAGCGUCUACAGGAGUUUGUGUUGGUAGCCUCCAAAGAGCUGGAAUGUGCUGAGGAUCCAGGCUCUGCUGGUGAGGCUGCCCGUGCUGGCCAUUUCACCCUGGACCAGUGCCUCAACCUUUUCACACGACCUGAGGUGCUUGCACCUGAGGAAGCCUGGUACUGCCCACAGUGCAAACAGCAUCGUGAGGCCUCCAAACAGCUGUUGUUAUGGCGCCUACCAAAUGUGCUCAUUGUACAGCUCAAGCGCUUCUCCUUUCGUAGUUUCAUUUGGCGUGACAAGAUCAAUGACUUGGUGGAGUUCCCUGUUUGGAACCUGGACCUGAGCAAGUUCUGCAUUGGUCAGAAAGAGGAGCAGCUGCCUAGCUAUGACCUGUAUGCUGUCAUCAACCACUAUGGAGGCAUGAUUGGUGGCCACUAUACUGCCUGUGCACGCCUGCCCAAUGAUCGCAGCAGCCAGCGCAGUGACGUGGGCUGGCGCUUGUUUGAUGACAGCACGGUGACAACGGUAGACGAGAGCCAGGUCGUGACCCGUUAUGCCUAUGUACUCUUCUACCGACGGCGGAACUCUCCUGUGGAGAGACCCCCCAGGGCAGGUCACUCUGAGCACCACCCAGACCUAGGCCCUGCAGCUGAGGCUGCUGCCAGCCAGGCUUCCCGGAUUUGGCAGGAGCUCGAGGCCGAGGAGGAGCUGGUGCCUGAGGGGCCUGGGUCUCUGGGUCCUUGGGGGCCCCAGGACUGGGUGGUCCCCCCACCACGAGGCCCCACCACACCAGACGAGGGCUGCCUCCGAUACUUUGUCCUGGGUACCGUGGCAGCUUUGGUGGCCCUUGUGCUCAACGUAUUCUAUCCUCUGGUAUCUCAGAGUCGCUGGAGAUGAGCUCACCUGCAGGCACCUGCUGUGAGCUGGCCCAUCUGCCUGCCUGCCAGGCCAUGCCUGCCUUUGUGGUGGGAAACAACUCUGGGCUCUGGGCCUCGGUGUAUGUAUCUGGUGGGAGAUGGUGGGGACUGUGGCCUCUGCAGGUGCAGAGCAUCUUUGGGUGGGUAUCCAUCUAGCUGUCUGUUCCUUCUGUUGCUCUGACCCCUGUCCUAGGGGUUGGCCCUGCUGAAACUACUUCCUGUAUUUAAAGUGUUAAUAAAGCGAGUAUUCAGGCCCGA